GUGUGAUGCCGCCUUUACCUUAUCAGGUUGGAUGAUGAACACUCAUGAACAGUGUUGACAGCCAACCGAUGGCACUGAGGUCAUGUACCAAUAAAUUUUAAAUACACCAUAAAAAUGUCAAUAAAAACAUGAUUGAACACAUGAUGCAUGAAAUAAUGAUUACAUCAUACCCGUAAACCGAAAAAUGGAUAAGUCAUAACCGGAAUAGUACUUGAAACGAUCGUUCCAUGGUAAAAAAAAUUCAUGGAUGAUUAACUUGAAUGACUUUUGAUAUUUCACAUCCUCGAGCGACUUGACGUGAGAGGUUGUGGUGUGACGGUGUAUCGCUUUUUCGUAUUUUCAAUUUCGGAUCAAGAAUGGCUAAACAUAAUAAGGAUAAUUUGAAAAAUGUGAUUAUAAACACCGGUAAUAUACUAUCUAUUAAAGAUUUCACAAAAAAAGCUAACCACAAUACUACAGAAGAGUUAGUGGAAGCUAUUAAUUGUACUUUAAAGGAUGUACAAGGUGCCUUGGAUAAUCAUCUAGACAAUGUUGUAGUUAUAUCAAGACAGAAUGAUGAUUUAGUACAACGAAUAAAGGAAAAUGAUGUAUCUGAAUUGAAGAUUGGAAUUAAAAUUUUUUUGAAUGGGGAUGAUCAAGUAUCGCUGAAGGAGGCGAUUGACAAGGCAUUUUAUACCCUGCAAGUAAACACAAUCAAUGAUGCAGUCAUAAGCUUCAAACAAACACAAUUGGAAAAAGAACAAGACAAUCUGGCACAGAUCCAGACUGUCUGGAAAGCUCUCCAGGCAUUUGUACAGAAUGGCAAAAUCAGGCAAAUCGGGAUAGCAGAUGUGGAGGAAAAAAUAUUGAAGCAACUGUAUGAUUGGGCUGAGGUGAAACCUAGCAUUAUACAAAUCAAUCUGGCAUCAUGUUGUGUGGUCCCUCCCACACUACAAGCAUUCUGCAAAGAUAAUGAUAUAAAACUUUUGACACACAGUGAUUCAAAUGAUGUACUACCAAAAGAAAAUAUUCAGGAAUUAUUUGAUGGCUCAUUUAAUGUGAAAUGGGUACUAAGGUUUCUGACGCAUUUAAAAUGCAGAGGAGUGCUGACCACAAAGGGAUAUCUGUUAUGCUUAGAGAAAGAUUAACCCUAUGUCAUUUUUAACAUUUUUUUAUACUGAGGCUCUAAAAAUGAUAUUUAAGUUGAAAGGAUACAUCACCAUUUUUGUUAAAUAUUUUUUUAUACAUUUGAAGCAUUCAAAAUGCAACACUGAUGUUUGAAUAUGUGUGAAUAGAUUUUGAAAACAAGAAAUUGAAAAAGAAAUUACAUUCCAGGAACAUGGUACAACAAAGAUUACUGGGGUAUACUGCUGUGAUUUGGUGUUACUUAAAAUAUUGUAUAUUCCCUAAAUCAUUUCUCGUGACGUGCGCCUGCAAUCAUUAAAUUAUUUGUUGAUUAUCCUAAAAAAGUCUGUUUUAUUUCCCUUAGUAAGCUAAGCGCUGAAACCUGAACCGCAUCACUUUUGGACAAAUGAUUUCGACAAAAACAAAACGUGCAUUGAUACUAGGAAACUUGGACAUACCACAGAAGUUACAGGGGAAGAUGCAUUACUAGGAUAUAGGUUUGCCGA
This is a messenger RNA of Acanthoscelides obtectus, 1610 nucleotides long. The record is from the annotation of a GenBank genome assembly. Lineage: Eukaryota; Metazoa; Arthropoda; Insecta; Coleoptera; Chrysomelidae.